Messenger RNA from Globicephala melas (long-finned pilot whale), 1040 nucleotides. Its product is annotated as ras-related protein Rab-4A. Lineage: Eukaryota; Metazoa; Chordata; Mammalia; Artiodactyla; Delphinidae. Gene Ontology annotation, cellular component: postsynaptic recycling endosome; insulin-responsive compartment; plasma membrane. The record is from RefSeq and is a predicted model, not a curated record. Gene Ontology annotation, biological process: vesicle-mediated transport; Rab protein signal transduction; regulation of endocytosis. Gene Ontology annotation, molecular function: GTP binding; GTPase activity.
AGUCUGGCGGGGCCGCAGCCGCGGAGUGGCAGGCAGUUGCCGUGGGGACCGCGGGCCCCUCCCUCCUCCGGUCCUCUGCCCGUAGCGUUCCCCACCAAGGUGCGGCCGACGACCCGGCUUCCCUGCCGCCGGCCCGGCGGAGCUGCAGACGGUGCCCCGCGAGAGGCGGAGCCGCUCCCAAGAUGUCGCAGACGGCCAUGUCCGAGACCUACGAUUUUUUGUUUAAAUUCUUGGUUAUUGGGAACGCGGGGACCGGCAAGUCUUGCUUGCUUCAUCAGUUUAUUGAAAACAAAUUCAAAGAUGACUCAAAUCACACAAUAGGAGUGGAAUUUGGCUCAAAGAUAAUAAAUGUUGGUGGUAAAUAUGUAAAGUUACAGAUAUGGGACACGGCAGGCCAAGAGCGAUUCAGGUCUGUGACGAGAAGCUACUACAGGGGUGCGGCAGGGGCGCUGCUCGUCUAUGACAUCACCAGCCGAGAAACCUACAAUGCGCUUACUAAUUGGUUAACAGAUGCCAGAAUGCUCGCGAGUCAGAGCAUCGUCAUCAUCCUCUGUGGGAACAAGAAGGACCUGGACCCCGAUCGGGAAGUCACUUUCCUAGAAGCCUCCCGGUUUGCUCAGGAAAAUGAGCUGAUGUUUCUGGAAACGAGCGCACUGACCGGGGAGAACGUGGAAGAGGCCUUUGUACAGUGUGCGAGAAAAAUACUUAACAAAAUUGAAUCAGGUGAGCUGGACCCAGAAAGAAUGGGCUCAGGUAUUCAGUAUGGAGAUGCUGCCUUGAGACAGCUGCGGUCUCCACGCCGCGCACAGGCCCCGAGCGCACAGGAGUGUGGCUGCUGAAGCAGCAGGGUGCACAGGUGUUCAUACAGUGGUAUUUGGGACACAAUUGUUGGAGCUUGAAGAAGUUUUUUUUUUUAACCACCAUCUUUUUCUACUUUAAAUGGAAGUAGAUCUUUGUGCAAAAAAAAUAAUUUGGGUUGUUAUGCAAGCUAGUAGAUGUGGCACAGCAAACGUAUAAUAAAUCCAGUUCAGUGGACAAGA